Molecule: messenger RNA, 877 nt
Organism: Caenorhabditis angaria
Lineage: Eukaryota; Metazoa; Nematoda; Chromadorea; Rhabditida; Rhabditidae
Source: the annotation of a GenBank genome assembly
AUGUGGAUUUCAUCAAUUUUGCCGCUUCUCUUCGUCUUCUUCUUCUUGUUCGCCUCAAUUUCGGCUCAAAAAUUGAAUUGCAAAUCUGAUGCGGAUUGCCCAAAGGAUCAAAAUUGUAGCCCAAAAGAUUCUUUCCGACCAAGUAUGUGCUUGUAAUUUUUUUCCCAGUUUUUUCUGUGUUGAAUAAAACUUGAGCUGCAUUUUUUUAAAUCAAAAAUGAAUCAAAUUUUGGAAUUUUUCAUAAAAUUUGGGCAGUUUGAGUAUAAACAUGACGUAUUUUGAGGCAAUCUGAACAUUUUCGUGGCUUUGGGGUCUCGCAGCGAUUUUUGUGACGUGACACAUUGAAAUUCGCACACUCUGAUAAUAAAGUGUCUCGAACGCGUAGCCAGAGAAAAGUUGUGCGCAUUUUUGGUGCAUGUGCGGUAGAGCGCACAAGCUUGUUUGUCGGUUUUUUUUUCUUGAAACGGUUAUAAAUGAGUUAUUAUACUUAUAUGUGAAUCGAGCUAUAUGCUCUGGAGAAUAAUGAGAGUAACGUUUUGAUAUAAAACAUGUGAAGAAAAUUUUUUUCAUCAAGUUUUAUUCAACACAAAAAAAUGAAGAAAAAUUAUUAAACACAGAUUUUAUAUGUGCAAACAGAUGAACAUCUUUUACCAGAAGGACAAUCGGCAUCAGAAUUACAUGUUAUAUCCCAAAAAUAUUUGGGAAAAGCCGAAAUUGAGACGAAGAGAACGAAGAAAAUCGGAAAAAUUGAGGAAAUCCACAUUUUUCAGUUUGGAAUUUGACAAAAAUUGGAAUCAGCGAUGCGUUUUUAUGUGGAAAAUUGAUUGAUUUGAUCAAAAAAUGGAAGAAAAUUUGGAUGUACUUUGGAACAAGAUAA